UUGAACAUACCUAACCCAACAUUUUAUAUAUGUGAGAGCCUGUUGUUGUGUUGUCUUCUUUUCGUAGCAAGCUGUGUGGAUGGGCAAGUGAGACUGGUGGAUGGAGCCACGGAUGUGGAGGGGAGGGUUGAGAUUUGCUUCAGUAGGAGAUGGGGGACCAUCAGUGGUGAUGGGUGGACUCAGACAGAGUCCACUGUCAUCUGUAAUGACCUCGGAUAUGAGGCCACUGGCAAUGACUAUUCAGUGAGGCCAGCCACAAACUCAAUGCCAGUGUUCAUAAAGACUGUCAGAUGUACUGGUAGACAACUGAGCCUCUUGGAGUGCGGCUUCAGAAGAAAUCUUACACACAGUGUUCACUUGGAAGACGUUGGAGUCAAAUGCAAAAAGUCGGACUGUAAUGAUGGUGACCUGAGACUGGUGGGAGGAGGAGACUCAGAGAAUGAUGGCUUAUUGCAGGUGUGCUUCAGUGGGAGAUGGGGA
Molecule: messenger RNA, 480 nt
Organism: Geodia barretti
Lineage: Eukaryota; Metazoa; Porifera; Demospongiae; Tetractinellida; Geodiidae
Source: the annotation of a GenBank genome assembly